AUGUAUAUCAUCCUUGAUAUCAUGUCUAAGAUUUUUCAUUUGAUUAACAAACAUUUGUCUUCAAGGUUGAGCUUGUCAUUUUGUCUACAAACCCUAAUGACGUAUUGACGUGACUUAGUUGUUGUAUAUUAAAUCACGCAAAUCUAAAAUUUAUAAAAUUAUAAAAUACGAAUUUUCAGAUAUUUAGAAGUAUUUCUGAACAAAAAUAUCAAUUAUAAUUUAAUAAAAGUUCCAAAAAUAGUGGUAAUUUUCCAGGUCGAUCACAGGGAUGUAAUAUAAUAUCUGGUAAUUAUUCAGAAUUUUCCUCAGAGAAUACUAUUUUAUAUGAAUUUUAUACUAAGAAAUGAAAAGAAAAUACAUUUAAAAUUCACGAAAAAAAGGAAAUAAGGGUGCGGACGUCAGGAUGAUGUCAGCGCCCCGCGAAUGCGAAUCGGGUGGAAACAGAGUUCUGCCCGACGAUUCUUACGUAAGCGAUUAUAGAUGAUUUAAUUAAUCAAAUUAAGAUUUGUAAAAGCUGGAAGAAUCGUAAUAGAAUAAAGUAUAUUUUGGUAAAUUAAAAUCACAAAAAAUUUCACUAAAUGAAGCGUAAAUUAAGUUGAAAGUAGGAAAACAGAGUUACGGCGUCGUGACGGCGAUGCGUCGGCGAUGCACUAGAAUCCUGAGCAUUCGGGAGGAUCGUCGUGUAGUGUCCACGGCCUCGAAGGCUCUCCUUGGACAAAGACGAUGUGGGCAAUCUCUAGAUCUCCUUUCGAAGUCUAGAGAUCAAUAGAAUGGGUCGUCGACUCGUCUCCGGUGGCUGUCACCCGGCGGAGCGGAAAAAUGACGACUUUGCGGCUCUCCGGCGGCUGUCACCCGACGGAGAUGACCUGGAUGGAGGUGGGGCGCAUGUUAGGGAGCUUCAUCCUCAGGUCCGCGCAGCAAGAGGAGGCUCUUCAUCGCAUCUGGUACGCUCUCAGGGGGUGGCGACUCGUCUCCUGGUGGAUCGUCCUCUUCCCGACGACGGCUUGUUCGUCGAUCAAUCGGAGAUGAUUUACUCGAUGGAUUCGCAAUCCUUUUAUUGCGAAUCGUUCAUAAAUUUUAGUAGCAAUGUUCCGCGAAUCGCGUUGACGAGAUUUUCGCCGAGGAUCCAGCGAUUCUCGUUGCUUAAUCCUUCACUAGCGAUCUGCAGGAAAGUCGCAAUAAUUAGAUAAAAAUAUAUGACUUUUGACUCUAGGAGGAUUCGAACCCGCACCGGUCGCCCGCCUCUUUUGAGGAAGGUGUGACGCGGGUUUAGUCCCACAUCGGUUGUGCGCCGAUUUUUCGGGCGAAUAUAUAGUAAUGUUAGCUUUCUAAGCAAAGUCCCUUCUCUUGCGUGUACGACCACUCCUUGCCCCACAACCGACUGGCCACCAGUGACGUGGAAGGGGAGUAGCGCACACGCGCCCUAUCGGUCCAAGCCGCUCAAGCCCCUGCUCACGGCUACUCCCCGACUGCGCUUCCGACCUGCUUACGGGCCCGGCUGGCCGGCGGGUCCCCCUAUUUUGCAAUAUUUUUAUUUUUAUUUCUUGUUCUUCAUUUAUCUCAAAAGUAAGACUGUAAAAAUCAUAUAAAAUCACAUAAUUACCUAAAAAUUCACAUUAAUCAACUGAAAACCACUUUUCACACUUUAACACAAAUAUAAGUCUAUUUAUCAUGAGUUAAGGCUAAAACUAUAUUAUUUACUAAUUAUUAACUCAUGAUAAUAAAGACUUAUAACGUAUUAUUGUACAAGGUGUGAGAGAUAUACCUUAAGUUCUCAUAUGCUUCAAAAUAUGCGGGUCUUUCAUAUAUAACCCUUUGAAGGUUCUUUCUAAAGAUUUGUAACACUUCAAUAGGACAGAAUAACAGGAGGAGAACGACUAGGAGAACGACGACAAAAAAGCUCUUGGAUUUUCACCAAAACCAAGGGACGAAUGCACGAAAAUAA
Spirodela intermedia is the source of this 1945-nucleotide messenger RNA. The record is from the annotation of a GenBank genome assembly. NCBI's taxonomy places the organism in Eukaryota, Viridiplantae, Streptophyta, Magnoliopsida, Alismatales, Araceae.